AUGUCAUCGGCUUUAACGUUAGACAUGGAAAACCCGCAUCAAUACACAAUGAUGGACGGUGAAACAGGAAACAUCUCCAUCGACCAGGGGGGAGAGUGGGACAUAAGCCUGUUCGAUGAGUUGGACAACCUCGGAGAUGCAGAUGAGCUGCUUGAAGCCUUACAGAAUGCUUAUUAUGCCAAUGAGGGUCCAGAUUUAAACUUUGAUAUUGAUAUCGCUCCAUGGAGUGAUGUGGACACGAGCAGCACCUGCACAGAUGGUGAGGUGAGUGUGGACUCUCUGUCACCUGCCCACACUCUGAGCUCUGUCCCAUCUCCUGCCUCAGUGGAACCUCUUUCUCCUUAUUCUUUACACGAUGAAGCUCUGUUACUACAGUCGCAGACUUCCCCUUUGUCGGUCUGCUCCGAGUCCAGUGGCUUUUCUGAGAUAUCUUCACCAUCUAAGAUAGCUCCAAAGAGGACCAGCCAGAACACACGAGCCAAACCAUCUCAGCCUGUAAAGAGGCCCAUCCAUGUCGGACCCAAAGUUUUAAUCCAGCCCAAACCGCUGAUCACAGCUGUGCCACUGGCACCUCCAACGGCUUCUCUGCAGGCCAAGACCUUCAUCAUCCAGCCCCUGCAGACCACUGUGCUGCCUGUGGUCAAACCGGCUCCUGUGAACAUUCAGCCAGCGCCCCCACCAGGUCGUCCUAUAGUGCUGUCUCAGCCAAGUCAAGUGCUGCAGAUUCAGACGCCCCACGCCAUCAAGAACAAUGUGGUCACCCUACCAACACUGAGUCAGGACAGGCCUGUCCCUGUUUCUGUCCCUGUCGCUGCCCCACCAGUGAUGUCUGUCACACUACGAACACCAUCAUCGGAUGAUGACUCCAAGUUAUCCCAGAGACAGCAGCGCAUGAUUAAGAACCGCGAGUCAGCAUCCUUGUCUCGGAAGAAGAAGAAAGAAUAUCUGCUGUCACUGGAAACUCGCCUGAAAGCGGCGUUGUCUGAGAACGAGGCACUCAAGUGUGAGAAUGGGAACCUCAAAAGACAGCUGGAGGGUAUCCUGGGUGAGAACACAGUGCUGAAGGCAACAGCCCCCAAGAGAAGAGCUGUUUGUCUCAUGGCAGUUUUGGUCUUCAUCGUGCUUAACGUUGGACCAACAAGUUUGUUUCAGGGUGGUCCGGGCUCCAAGCAUGUUCUCCCUGUGCCGCACAGCGGCAGACACCUGCUGGGCUUCUCCUCGGAGGCAGGAACUCAGGUUGAGUUGGCCCCCGAAUCCCUCGGCGAUAGCCCCUCAGAAAUGGCAGACAGCUCUGAGGAUAAGGCACUGAUGGUGGUGAAGGACCCUGUCUUUCUCAGACCCCCUCCACCCUGUCGGCAUCACAUUAACAGGACCAAGUGCAUGGAGUUGGUGCACGAGUUGAGAGGUUGGGUCCACCGCCAUGAAGUACAACAGACCAAAAUCCGUCGCACCAGCAAUCACAAGCCCAGCAGGACCAUUUUGAAAACGGAGAACAAGGAGGACGCCCAGAUUCUGACUGUCCAGUACACAGAAACAUCUCAGGAAAAGAACCCCGGCAACGAACUCCAGGUGUACUACGCACCUCACCAAGCCUACAGUGACUUCUUCGAUGAGCUCAACAGACGUGGUGACACUUUCUACGUGGUGUCUUUCCGUACGGACCAUCUCCUGCUCCCAGCCACCAAUCACAAUAAAGGAAGUCCACCCAAGAUGUCUGUGGUUUUACCAGCCAUGAACAUCAAUGACAGCGUCAUCCGGGACAAAGAUUUCCGGGUGAUGAUGCAAAUCGACUGUGAAGUAACCAACACCAGGAUCCUACACAUCAGGUCUUCCUCCAUCCCACCUGUACUCCGCGUCAACCACACAGACACAUUUUACCAGCACUCCACUGCCAACAACCAGGCCACGCCCCCUGUGGGUGUCCUGAUGGGAUCUGCCUAAAACCACCAUUCCAAUCACAAAGACAAACAGAUCUCAGUUCAACAUUAUAUCCUUGUGGUUUUUACCAACGUGGAUGUGCUCUUAUUGACUCUCUGUGAGUAAGAUGCAGAAGAUUGUUAUCUGUACUGAUCCUUAAAUGUCAGAACACACACUUAGCUCGAAGGUGUUCUGCAGCACUGAAACAGUGUCUGUGUUGGUCUGAUAUCCAGACAGAGCCUGGAUAUCAGACCAACACAGAUGCUGCUUCCAUGUGCGGUGAAACUGACUUCUCCCUGUGACCCAAGAUGUCCCACAUAAGGAUUAUUGCUCAACUGCAGAGGGGCCGAGCAUUAAACCCUGCAUCACCCCCCUCCCACCCCCCAUAACAGAUACAAAGUCUGCUCCAAAGACAGAAUUUUUAAUACAGGUUUAAAAAUUUUUUAUAUACAUCAAGGAUAAAGUUACAGAAAACCUGUUAUUGAUGUUUAAAAAACACAACAAGUUUAUUUUCUUUCCUCAGGCAAAAAUGUUGUUACUCAGUUUUGAUCUAUAGGAUCAUUAAAUAUCAAUAAAUAAAAUUAAAUAUUUAUAAUAUCUAGUAGGAGAGACAAACAGGUAAACCACUACUGUGAGUCAAGUUAUGACGAAGACAUACUUUUUCAUUUCCUCUUUGCACUCUCCUUCACACAAAUGUAUAAAAAAAAAAAUCAGGUGUCAUAUAUUUCUUUUAUAAUGAAAACUUAAACUGUGCUGUCAUGCUUUUUGCUGUUAAGGUAAGUUGUUUUCUUCUUUUAUUUCUGAUUGUACAUGGGGAUUUUUUCUAAUUACAGGAAACUAUAAAAAAAACAUUAAAAAGAUUGAAGGUGGGGGAAAAAAUUAACAUUAAAUGUUGAACUCAGAGGGACUUGAUGAGUGUUAUCCUGGAAAAAACAAGAGCCUGCAUAUGUUAUAAAGAAAUACUUUGGCAAAGUUUAGUCCAGAAUUAUCCAUCCAAGGACGCUUGCACUUUAAAAAGGUGCCUGAAAGGUUGGUAUGUGUGAAAGUCAAAUUAGUUGUAAAACGUCUGCACUGUAACUGGCAGAACAGCAUUUGAUCCCUAGUACUUUGUGUGUGUUUAUACUUUUUGGAUGUUUGAUAUGAGAUAAAACGGUAUUUGCUUGUUUACUUAUUGAUGUCAGUUGACCCACUUGCUCUACUCUUGUGAAUGUCAGUGUGUUUUUAUCCCCAGCUGCACAGGUGUAGAGAUGGUUGUUCUUGCUCAACAGAUGCCUAUAAAAGAACACAUGGCAUCGACUGAGUUCAGGCCAGAACCUUUUACCUGUCAUAUUUUCUCUCACACUUUGGCUUCAAAACAAUAUUAAUCUUUGUUUCCACUGCACCCAAUGGUCCAUGAAGUGAAGGCUGAUCGUUUCAAACAUGUGGUUUUGUACUGUGUAAUGUAAACACUGGACUUUCUGUGUGUGUGUGUGUGUGUGUCUCAUGUCGUCAUAUUAACUGCUGUUGUUUCAAAACCUCACAAAACCAAAAAAAAUAUUUCAAAAAUUAUAAUAGUUAUAUAAAUUGUUGACAAAAAUGCAAUGUGUAUUAACUUCAGGUUUAUAUAAUUUACAAAUUCAUGAAAUUUAAACUGGGCUUUAAUGACAUUCUGAGUCAAAUAAUGUUUUAAUAAACACUUAUUUUUAUUAUUAAUAAUAACAUUUAGUUGGGGACUACAUAUGUUUUGUUUUUGCAGCAAAAACCUCAAAUUAAAAAAAAUAAAUAAAUAAAGGAACAAUUUCUUUCUAUCCAAGCUUUAUUGCAGUCUCCUCGAGGCAGGCUGACAUGAAGAACCUAAGUGCAAUAACAAGACGGUGCGACAGGAGUUGUGUGAUGGAACCAAAUAUUUAAGCAGAACACGUCAAUUCUUUCAGUGAAGGUAGGAAUGUGUUUGAAGAUAAAAACUGUUCAUUUUCUGUGACUCGACAUGAAUGAAGCCAAUACAUACAUUUAUUCAUCUCUUGCUUUUUGUACAGUAUUGCAGUAUAUACAGCAGCACUUGAUAUGUUGACUGAAUAAUCAGGCUUAUUUUUUUUAUUUAGUCUUUAACAUUUAGCGUAUAUAAAAAAUAACAUAGCCAUCUGUCUUUAAGCACGGAAAGUAGACCAGUCGUGCUGAACCAAUGCUAAUGGAAGCCUAAAGGAAAAUGUUAAAGAUACAGUAUGCAAAAAAACUAAAAAAAAAAAAAACAA
Cynoglossus semilaevis (tongue sole) is the source of this 4148-nucleotide messenger RNA. It is a transcript of the gene atf6, whose product is annotated as activating transcription factor 6. The record is from RefSeq and is a predicted model, not a curated record. Lineage: Eukaryota; Metazoa; Chordata; Actinopteri; Pleuronectiformes; Cynoglossidae. Gene Ontology annotation, biological process: regulation of transcription by RNA polymerase II; endoplasmic reticulum unfolded protein response. Gene Ontology annotation, cellular component: nucleus. Bases 1 to 1941 code for a protein of 646 amino acids. The transcript is spliced from 16 exons. Gene Ontology annotation, molecular function: DNA-binding transcription factor activity, RNA polymerase II-specific; RNA polymerase II cis-regulatory region sequence-specific DNA binding.